AUGUGGGGAGAUCGUCGGAGCGGUUAUGGCGGUCGCUCUCCUAGGUCAUACAUAGAUUUUGAUGAAAAGUUUGACGCACCUAGAAGAGGUUUGGAUGCACAAAGUAGAAGUGGAGCAUGUAUAGGACGUACUAUGAAUUGCAUAAAUAUGCUGUUUAUCGUACUGCUCAUAUGCGGUUCAGUGGUAGCGGCAAUCAUCACAUUCAUUACAAAACCGGAAGCAAAUGAUGAUAAAGGCUAUCAAGGUAAAGUAGUCUACUUUGCUAUGUUUCGUGGAGAUGCUGAUGACGGGCCUUCUCCUUCAGAGAAUUCCAAAAGUGCUAGCAAAUGCAGCCUUAAUGUACCUUCUUCUUCCACUCGUGUCAACAAGGAAAUGAUACAAGGUCGCAGUGAUGACUUGAAAAACCUUCUAUAUCACUGA
Molecule: messenger RNA, 420 nt
Organism: Strongylus vulgaris
Lineage: Eukaryota; Metazoa; Nematoda; Chromadorea; Rhabditida; Strongylidae
Source: the annotation of a GenBank genome assembly